Molecule: messenger RNA, 369 nt
Organism: Funneliformis caledonium
Lineage: Eukaryota; Fungi; Glomeromycota; Glomeromycetes; Glomerales; Glomeraceae
Source: the annotation of a GenBank genome assembly
AUGAGUAGUACUAAGCCCGCUGCCGAGGUUAAAGAAGGUUUACCUUUUAAUACCCUAAGAUUUUUACCUAAAAGUGGACAAGAGAAAAAGGGUUCCGCUAUCAUAGUUUUGCAAGAAUGGUGGGGCAUCAAUGAACAAAUAAAGAUUCACGCUCAAAAGAUUGCCGAUAAUACAAAUACUUUAGCCGUUGUUCCUGAUCUUUAUAAAGGUAAACUUGGCUUAACUCAAGAGGAAGCAAGUCAUUUGAUGUCCAAUUUGGAUUGGAAGGAAUCGUUAGUAGAAUUAGAGGUUCUUGUUGAUUCAUUGAGAAAAGAAAAUCGAGAAAAAAUUGGUUCCAUUGGAUUUUGCAUGGGAGGUGAAUUUCAUUAA